Molecule: messenger RNA, 465 nt
Organism: Bicyclus anynana (squinting bush brown)
Lineage: Eukaryota; Metazoa; Arthropoda; Insecta; Lepidoptera; Nymphalidae
Exons: 1
Coding region: 1-465 (154 amino acids)
Source: RefSeq, a predicted model, not a curated record
AUGUUGAUCGCCGCUGCGUCCACGCGGCAGGGCGAGACAUCGGGUGCCGCCCGCCUCUUGGCCCGCGCGCCACCGAGCCGCGCGCCCGCCUACGCGCCUCCGAGCCGCGCGUCCUCCUCCGCGAACACGCCGCGUCUCGCCCGCGCGAGCUACGCCUCUCAAGUCGCGCCGCCAAGCCGCCCGCUUGUGCCUGCGCCCGUGCCGCCGUUCUCUCGUGAGAACUCAAAUCCGAGUGUUCCGCGCACAGCGCCUCCGCUGGCGCUAAUGCCCGCCGCCGCGCCGCCGUCGGAAGCUGCGCCCGCCGCCGCGUCGUACCGCCGCGCACGCUCCGCUUUCGCGCCCGCCGACCGCGAGUUAGUGGUAGUUCAGACAUGGCGGAUUCCGCGCGGAUGCAAAUCGCGCGGUUCUAAACGCAAGUGUUCAGACAGGCGCGGAUGUACAUGCGGAGUGCCGUUAUUCGCAUAG